AUGUCGCUUGUUCUGGGGCUUAGCAUUGAGAGAUUUCUGGAUCCUCUCAUUUUCACGGGACAGUCGGACGACCCUCGAAAGUCUUUAAAGCGAUACGCAAGCACCGUGAGGCACGUCAUCAAGUGGCACUACGGUAAUGUGUGGCACUUCUCAGACGACGAUGCGCACAGAUCUAUCAUGAGUGUGAAAAAGAUUCAUCAACGGGUAACACAGGAAUUGACAGAAAGUGCAAAGUCCAAAGAUAAAUCCACGGUGACUGAUGGAUCAAAUGGGACGGAUCAUGGCGUGUUUCUUUCGCAGUACGACAUGGCAUUGGUUCAAAGUGGUUUCAUGGGAAUGAUAACGAUGUACCCAGAAUCCUUUGGAUUAGAAAAAAAUGUCUCUCGGUUGGACGAUUACAUUUACUUUUGGAGAGGCAUUGGACAUCUUCUUGGUGUAUCAGACAAAAACAAUAUUUGCAACGAUGGAUAUGGCAAAGCGUAUGCUGUUUGUAAAGAAAUUGAACAUAAUAUUGUUAUUCCAGCUUUGCAGAAUCCUCCAACAGAUUUCUUUAAAAUGAUGAACGCUGUCAUAGACGGACUACAUUUGUUCACUAAAUAUCGUCUCUUUACGUUUGAGGAAUGA
This is a messenger RNA of Gigantopelta aegis, 624 nucleotides long. RefSeq lists its product as uncharacterized. The coding region runs from base 1 to 624 and encodes 207 amino acids. The transcript is spliced from 2 exons. Gene Ontology annotation, molecular function: oxidoreductase activity. Lineage: Eukaryota; Metazoa; Mollusca; Gastropoda; Neomphalida; Peltospiridae. The record is from RefSeq and is a predicted model, not a curated record.